CGGCGAACGACUCGAAAGAAGAAGAAGGGCCGGACGUAGCCUCCACUUUGAGUGGUUUGCUAUCCGGACUUCCGACCCUCGCGGGUCCCCAACGCUUCGCCAAUUCCCUCCGGCAAAAAUUCGCCACCAAUUCCGGUUACCCCUGGCCCGGCCUGAUGCGCGCUCCAGGAGCACGAGAUGAUAUUGCUUAGCUAAUCAAGAAAACACUUAUCAAGGUCCUCUUGAUUUUAAUUAUCAGAAAAGAAAAAUCCCCCCCCAAAAAAGGAGAAAAUCAGAGUAUAAAGAUGGAUACGAAUAUUCCUUUGAUAAACAUCAGCAUUAGGGAGCUGAAGGAGAUGAUCUUUGAGAAGCUCGAGGAACCAAAAGCUCAACGUAAAUUGAUCCUCGUGAUUGUUUGCAUAGCGCUACUUUUGGACAACAUGCUCUAUAUGGUGAUUGUGCCUAUAAUACCGGAUUAUUUAAAGUACAUCGGUGCCUUUGGCGAUGACAGUGAUUACGCGAAUUCAACAGUACCGGGCGAGCAUCAUGGACAGGAUCAAGCAACAGGUGUACUAUUCGCCUCGAAAGCAAUAGUUCAAUUGCUCGUGAAUCCAUUCUCAGGUGCACUAAUCGACAAGAUCGGCUACGAUCUACCAAUGUUGGUGGGACUGACAAUUUUAUUCCUCUCAACGGCACUCUUCACAUGCGGACGUAGUUAUGGUGUUCUGUUCUUUGCCCGGAGUCUUCAGGGUGUGGGUUCUGCAUUCGCUGAUACAGCGGGUCUUGCAAUGAUUGCCGAUCGUUUCACUGAGGAGGCGGAGAGAACGAAAGCACUUGGCAUUGCGUUGGCAUUCAUAAGUUUUGGCUGUUUGGUUGCACCGCCAUUUGGGGGUUCGUUGUAUCAGUUCGCUGGCAAGGAGGUGCCGUUCUUGAUACUUGCUUUUGUGAGUCUCGCCGAUGGAAUGAUGUUAUUGCUGGUGAUGAAGCCGAUUAAGGAGCAGAUUACCCAGAGUCAGAGGGAUAAACCGCCGAGUAUUCCAAUUUGGAAACUGCUUUUGGAUCCUUAUAUUGCGGUGUGCGCUGGUGCUUUGAUGAUGUCGAAUGUUGCUCUGGCUUUUCUUGAACCCACGAUUUCGCUGUGGAUGACGGAUCAUAUUACGCAUGAUAAUUGGAAGAUGGGAAUGAUUUGGUUGCCUGCUUUUGUGCCGCACGUGUUGGGAGUGAUAAUAACGGUGAAAAUGGCGAAAAAGUACCCGCAGCAUCAGUGGUUGAUGGCGGCUGGUGGUUUGGCUUUGGAGGGUCUUUGCUGCUUUUUGAUUCCCUUCUCGACAUCGUACAAAAUGCUUAUGAUUCCGUUGUGCGGUAUUUGUUUUGGAAUUGCACUCAUUGACACGGCUUUGCUGCCGACGCUCGGCUAUCUGGUGGACGUGAGAUAUGUCUCGGUUUAUGGGAGUAUUUAUGCGAUUGCUGAUAUUUCGUACAGCGUUGCCUAUGCAGUGGGACCGAUUAUUGCCGGCGGUGUGGUGGAGGCUAUUGGAUUCACGGCACUUAAUUUCCUGAUUGCCUUCAGUAAUCUUCUGUAUGCGCCGGUGCUGUACAAUUUGAAGCACAUCUAUGACUUCAAGCCAUUUCAGGACGAGGCGAAUGUUCUCAUGCAGGACCCACCUGACAAGGAGUAUCAGACUUAUGCUCUGCAGGAGCAGAGGCCAAUAACGGGCGAAGUGGGCAAUCAUUUGACGCAGGGACGAAUGGAGACGAACAUCGAUCAGGAUCCAAAUUAUCAGAGUACACAGUACAAUCAAACUGGUUACACUCAGGAUUAUCAACAACAAUCUGGUGGUUACAAUCAAGCCGGACAGAGUUAUUCCUACGAGCAGCAACCAUCCGGUUAUGAAGAGUCUGCCACGUAUGGAGGACAGAGAAAUUACAGUCAACAGGAAUCACAUCAAAGGGGACAACAACAGCAACAACAACCGGAGGUGAAUCCAUUUAGGAAAGCACAGGAACAGGAUUCCAGGCCAUCUGGUGAUAGUAAUCCAUUCAGAGCCGGAAUGUUCCAGUAAAUUAACCAUUAGUGAUGAGUCUUCUAAUAGACCACUUUUCCGACUGUUACCAAAAAAAUAUUCGCUACAGGACCAAAUCGAGGUCCUAGACUAGUCUUCAAGGCAGGCUUCCAAAAAAAAUCGUUCACAAAAAAACGCUAUCGCGAUUUCCGUGAAACACAAGUGCGCGAUUUCUGGUUUCACUUGAAAACUUAAUGUUUUCGCUUGCAAAAAUCUUUUUUUUAUUUGCCUAUUAAUAAUCGUGUGUCGUGAAUUUGUGAUGUGCAUGGAAAAAAAGGAGUCGAUGAGAAUAGAAGGUUGUGACGAUGAAGACAUCAAGGAUUAUUGUGAUUUAUUAACAAUAGUGUUUUUGCGAGUGCGAGUUUAGGUGAUAAUUAUAAUAAUAAAGAAAAUAUUAAUAAAAAUAAUAUUAAUAUUAAUAAUAAUAAUAUUAAUAAUAAAAAUAAUGAUAAAAAUAAUAAUAAUAGUAAAUAAAUAAAAUAAUAAACAUCGGGAUCGAGAAGAAGAGCCGAUCCGGAACAAAAAUGAAUUCAACAAAUUAUCAAGAAUUCCGAAAAAAGUGGAAAUUAGAUUUUUGUUCGGGACUAUUUUUUCCCCCCUUAAGGAGUGCAAAGUAAAAAAUUCGGAAAAGAGGAAAAGUGGUAUGAAUUUAAAGUGUAAAAAUUUAAAAAUGAGUCGAAUUAUAAAAAAAUUUGAAUGAAAAAGAAUUUUUUAAAUUGAGUCAAAUUAUAAAAUUACUAACAAAACGGAAAGAAUAAAAUUUCUCCAUUCAAAGUGUAAAAAAUGAAUCGAGUUAUAAAAUUUGUAUGAAACAUAAUUUUUUUAAAUUGAGUCAAACUAAAAUUAACAAAGCAACAGACAAAAAUUUUUAAAUUGAGUCAAAUUAUAAAAUUACUAAAAGAACGACAAAAAAAUUAAAAAUCAAGUCAUAAAAUGAAUGAAACUAGAGAAAUAAAAAUUUUAUAAAUUGAGUCA
Molecule: messenger RNA, 3017 nt
Organism: Leptopilina heterotoma
Lineage: Eukaryota; Metazoa; Arthropoda; Insecta; Hymenoptera; Figitidae
Product: vesicular acetylcholine transporter-like
Exons: 2
Coding region: 285-2042 (585 amino acids)
Biological process (GO): acetylcholine biosynthetic process; xenobiotic transport; transmembrane transport
Cellular component (GO): AP-2 adaptor complex; terminal bouton; membrane
Molecular function (GO): choline O-acetyltransferase activity; acetylcholine transmembrane transporter activity; xenobiotic transmembrane transporter activity
Source: RefSeq, a predicted model, not a curated record